GGAAGGGGAGGGGGAGGUGCAGCAAUGGCGGACAAGCCGAGCCGCGGGCUGGUGCUCUACGCCGCGGGCCACGCGGCGCUGCUCCCUCCGGCCAGCGGCGGCGGAGGCGGAGGGAACCACCACCUCGACGCCUUCGCCUCUCUCGCGUCGUGCGGCUUUCUGUCCCUCCGCUCCCCGGCCCCGAGCGGUACUGGUGGAGAAGAGAAGUGUAGCAGCACGAUUCUUGAGCUUGCGCAGCUGCUCGACGUGUAUGACGAUCUCUUCCCCGGAAAGGAUGAGGAGACUGGUGCUGGAAUUGCCCAGGUGGAUCCACAGCAGCUAGUAGUUCCCAAGCUAUCUGAGAGGUUUAUGGGGAUCAGGGCUGCCAUGGUCACCAAUUGCCCCCUUGUUAGUUCCUUUGCAGCAAAUCUUGGCUUUCGUGUAUUCCGGACUGAAGAUUUCGUUGCACAAUCUGGAUCUUCCACUGUUUCUAAGGAGACUGGAACGAUUUCCCGGGCAUCAAGUCUACUUGGAUUUUCAGAGGGGAAUGUUCAGGAGGCAUCUGAAUUUGAUCUAGUGUUUCUGCAUGUUGCCAUGGAGAAUACAAACAGCAAGUUGGGGAAACUGGGAAUGAAGACUGACCUAAACCGGCUUGAUAAAUUAGUCGGUGCAAUCAUGGAAGCCGCACCCAUCAGUUCAGCUAUUGCCUCCCGUAUUCAUGUAUCUGUGAUCUUGAGCUAUGGAUCUGCUGCUGAAAAUAAGGAUGAGUUCUCUAUCUCAAACUCCUCGACUGAAAUAGAUUCUGACUUGAACCUGCUUCGCCCACGCCAGAGCUAUACUAUGAAAGCAGGAAAUACAUUGAACGAUAUUAGGAAUCAUCAUCCAAUGCUGUUAGCACAGUGGCAGGAAGGAGUAACACGCUCUGAUUUGACCAAAGGGUUCUCUUUUGAGGAAUUCAUAAAGCGCGGUGGAAAUCUUGCUAUGCUUGCUGAGUGCUUUCUACAUGAGGUGGCAUUUAAGCUCUGGAAAGCUCCUAAAUAUGGAGCUUAGAUCCGCCUGAGGAGAUCCUCUCUUAAUAAGCCGCCGGAAAAAUAAAAGGAGCAAGUUAUUGGAUCAGUUCUUUCUGUAAAUGGGAACUGAAGAUAUUGCAAAUAGAUGAGAGUUUUUGGAGGAGACGUCUGCUCCUGAGGUUACAGAAUUUGAUAAAGGGGAUGCUGGUAAACUGAAAACUGCUACAGUUUUUUACUGAAUUGAUGGAGAUAUGUACUGUGUUUAACCGAUGUUUUUGAGUGGGAGAUCUUUCCUGAGCUUCUGUGAAACGCUUUUGCUGUUUAUGUAGAAUCCAUUUGCUCGAAACUUUCUAAUGUGUGAGCCGUUUCGGCACUAAGUUCAGUAA
Oryza brachyantha (malo sina) is the source of this 1375-nucleotide messenger RNA. RefSeq lists its product as uncharacterized. NCBI's taxonomy places the organism in Eukaryota, Viridiplantae, Streptophyta, Magnoliopsida, Poales, Poaceae. The coding region runs from base 25 to 1029 and encodes 334 amino acids. The transcript is spliced from 6 exons. The record is from RefSeq and is a predicted model, not a curated record.